CAGAGCAGCAGUGAGGAGGGAGGAUCUCAGCGGGAGUAGACACACAGAGAGAGAGGGAGAGAGCGAGAGCGAAAGGCAUACAGAUAGAGGAGUGUGUGUUGUGAGCGUGGAUGUAAUCGGCUGCCUCUGUGUGUGUGUGUGACAGAAAGAGAUCAGCAGAAGGCAGAACGUGUGGAUGCUACUCCACAUGACUGGCUGCAUUUGGAUUCACGGAAGGAGAGCACACAACCACAGUAAAGGUGUGAGCCAGAUCUACCAGAGGCAAGUCUUAUCCAAUCCAACUCAAAUCCUCGACUUUCAAGUUCACAGGAGCAGUUUUUAGGUCUCCAGGAGCAAAUCCAGCAAAAGCUAAAGCCAUGGCAGAGGUCACUGCAGGAGGAAAAGUCUCAGAGAGUGUGGCAGACACAAACUGCUGACUGAACUGCAGACGCGCACCAGGGCAGAGCGCGGAGGAGUAAGUAGACAAGGCAGACAGAGCACGCGAGGCCUGACUGAUUGCGCCCAUGGCGAGCAAUAACACGGCCAGCAUCGCACAAGCCAGGAAGCUGGUGGAACAGCUGAAGAUGGAAGCCAACAUCGACAGGAUAAAGGUGUCUAAAGCUGCAGCAGACUUGAUGUCAUACUGCGAAGCUCAUGCCAAAGAGGACCCUCUAUUGUCACCUGUGCCAGCGUCGGAGAACCCGUUCAGGGAGAAGAAGUUCUUCUGUGCCAUCUUGUAAACUUGGCACAUCCCUUCAGCAGUCUUCUCAGUGUGGGGACUUUGAACAUGGACGUUCAAAACACGUAGAAAUCUUCUAGUAGGAGGGCACGGCGAUCAUUGCCCCCUUUUCUCGAACGGCACCUAAAGAGUGCAAAAAUUAAAGUGUAACCAUUAAAGCGGUGCAAUUGUUUUUGAGGGGGUGUGCGGCAUGUUGAAGGGUUCUGCGCUUUUAGAUGACACAAAAGGGAUGAUGAGGAGGAGGAGUGUGAUGAUAACCACCUAGAGACAUGAUGGACAAGCAGUCAACCUACCACGUCGUCGGGUUGUGAUGUGUAACAACAAAAAAAUAGAUAAAAUGAGAAAAAUAUGGAUGUGGUUCUUUUGGGACUUCCAGAUGUUUUGUUCAGUGGUUUGUGGGUUGGUUGAGCUCUGUAGGAAAGCAAAAAAAAACAAAACAGAAAAAGAAAAAAAACUACGCCUACCACUAGACGCCACCUGUAUAUUGGAAUGUUUUUUUUAAGUUGUUUAUUUUGUGUUUAUUCCAACUUUACCUAAAUAUCUUUCUAUAACUACGUGAUUACUGAAGUCUUUUUUUUUAAACACCAACAGGUUAGUGAAAACUUUUUUAAUGGGAUGUUUGACACAUUCGACUCUGUGACUAUUUACACCUUUACCUUUCAGAAAAUCAGUCUCUGUGUAUCAACAUCUAGCCUGUCUGGCACAUGUGAUGCAGUUUGUCUCCUUCAGAUACGAAUCCUCUUUCUACUAUUUGUAUGAAAUGACUAGCAAGUAAACUGUGCCGUGCUGUGAGUUCUGAA
This is a messenger RNA of Oreochromis aureus, 1518 nucleotides long. RefSeq names its product guanine nucleotide binding protein (G protein), gamma 2. Gene Ontology annotation, biological process: G protein-coupled receptor signaling pathway. Gene Ontology annotation, molecular function: G-protein beta-subunit binding. The coding region runs from base 504 to 719 and encodes 71 amino acids. The transcript is spliced from 5 exons. Lineage: Eukaryota; Metazoa; Chordata; Actinopteri; Cichliformes; Cichlidae. Gene Ontology annotation, cellular component: heterotrimeric G-protein complex. The record is from RefSeq and is a predicted model, not a curated record.